AUGCCAUUUACCAAAUUUGCUGACUAUUUUAACACAACCUCCAAAAAUUCCGAAGACAUCGAAAGUAAGAAUUCUUAUAAGAAUGAAACUUCUAACCAAAGUACGGACGGGGAAGACCUAGAAAGUACUGUAACAAACACAGGAAAUGACACGGAUCAUAAUAAAGGCCACCAUCGUCAUAUUAAGGAAGAGAAAUUCCACCAAUCGUCGGAUAACUUGAUAGUGGGAUUGUAA
This is a messenger RNA of Debaryomyces hansenii CBS767, 234 nucleotides long. RefSeq names its product DEHA2G02068p. The record is from RefSeq and is a predicted model, not a curated record. The coding region runs from base 1 to 234 and encodes 77 amino acids. The transcript has a single exon. NCBI's taxonomy places the organism in Eukaryota, Fungi, Ascomycota, Pichiomycetes, Serinales, Debaryomycetaceae.